AUUAUUUUGUCAUGAUAAAAAAUAUUUAUUUAUUCAUCUCAUAAUACUCAAUAUUUUUCAUUAUUCAUAAAUAAUUUAGUAUUUAUUAUUUAUUCAAGCGUGAAGUGAAUUAAGACUGCUGAGUGCUGAGCCAUUCAAAUAAUUUUAUUCUGUCCGUUUUAAUUGUUUAUUAUUUCUUUUUAAUAAAAAUCGUAAUAAUGGCUGCUGUAGCAAAUAAACCAAAAUCUGAAAUGACUCCAGAAGAGCUAGCAAAACGUGAAGAAGAAGAAUUUACUACAGGCCCUAUGUCGGUGUUAACCCAAUCUGUACGAAACAACACUCAAGUAUUGAUAAACUGUCGUAACAAUAGAAAACUUCUGGCUAGAAUAAAAGCAUUUGAUCGACAUUGUAACAUGGUAUUAGAAAAUGUAAGGGAGAUGUGGACUGAGUUACCUAAAACUGGCAAAGGCAAAAAAAAAGCUAAAGCAGUGAGUCGAGACAAAUAUAUUUCUAAAAUGUUUCUACGUGGCGAUUCAGUUAUUUUAGUUGUCAAAAACCCUAAAGAAGCUGUUCGACAACAACCGCCAGCCCCUUGAAAUGUAAUUCCUCUUUUGGUAAAUUAGAUUUAAGAUUAUUACAUUCAAAGUAUAUACUCAUUACUUGACUUAA
Molecule: messenger RNA, 648 nt
Organism: Aphis gossypii (cotton aphid)
Lineage: Eukaryota; Metazoa; Arthropoda; Insecta; Hemiptera; Aphididae
Product: small nuclear ribonucleoprotein Sm D2-like
Exons: 3
Coding region: 198-575 (125 amino acids)
Biological process (GO): spliceosomal snRNP assembly; RNA splicing
Cellular component (GO): U4/U6 x U5 tri-snRNP complex; U1 snRNP; U2 snRNP
Molecular function (GO): RNA binding
Source: RefSeq, a predicted model, not a curated record